Talpa occidentalis (Iberian mole) is the source of this 4091-nucleotide messenger RNA. It is a transcript of the gene CNKSR3, whose product is annotated as CNKSR family member 3. The transcript is spliced from 13 exons. The record is from RefSeq and is a predicted model, not a curated record. Gene Ontology annotation, biological process: regulation of signal transduction. NCBI's taxonomy places the organism in Eukaryota, Metazoa, Chordata, Mammalia, Eulipotyphla, Talpidae. Gene Ontology annotation, molecular function: protein binding. Gene Ontology annotation, cellular component: cytoplasm; membrane. The coding region runs from base 40 to 1701 and encodes 553 amino acids.
ACAGGAGCCGCGGGCGCCGCGCACCCCCGGCCGCUCGCCAUGGAGCCCGUGACCAGGUGGAGCCCCAAGCAAGUGGUGGACUGGACGAGAGGGCUGGAUGAUUGCCUGCAGCAGUAUGUCCACAAGUUCGAGCGGGAGAAGAUAAACGGAGAACAGCUGCUGCAGAUUUCCCACCAGGAUCUCGAGGAGCUGGGUGUCACCCGGAUCGGGCACCAGGAGCUCGUGUUGGAGGCUGUGGACCUUCUCUGUGCACUGAAUUAUGGCCUGGAAACCGAUAAUAUGAAGAACUUGGUACUGAAACUGCGAGCCUCUUCCCAUAAUUUACAGAAUUAUAUCAGCAGCCGACGGAAAAGCCCCACUUAUGACGGGAACACCUCCCACAAGCCCUCCAAUGAGUUCCUGACUUCUGUGGUGGAGCUCAUAGGCGCCGCCAAGGCCUUGCUAGCGUGGCUGGACAGGGCUCCAUUUACAGGGAUCACUGACUUCUCAAUAACGAAGAACAAAAUCAUUCAGCUUUGCUUGGACCUGACCACGACAGUCCAGAAGGAUUGCCUGAUAGCAGAAAUGGAGGAUAAAGUUUUAGCUGUGGUCAAGGUUUUGAAUGGCAUCUGCGACAAAACAAUCCGAUCCGCGGCGGAUCCUAUGAUGAGCCAGUGUGCGUGUCUGGAGGAGGUACACUUGCCAGACGUGAAGCCCGGGGAAGGCCUGGGCAUGUACAUCAAAUCAACCUACGAUGGAUUGCACGUGAUCACCGGGACCACGGAAAACUCUCCUGCAGACAGAUCUCAGAAGAUCCACGCUGGUGAUGAAGUCAUUCAAGUUAAUCGGCAAACUGUGGUGGGAUGGCAGCUAAAAAACCUGGUGAAAAAAUUGAGAGAGAAUCCUACUGGAGUUGUGUUACUGCUUAAGAAGCGCCCCUCGGGGUCUUUCAACUUCACUCCUGCCCCCCUGAAGAACCUCCGGUGGAAGCCACCCCUCGUGCAGACCUCACCUCCACCCACGACAACCCAGUCCCCCGAGAGCACUAUGGAUACCUCGCUGAAGAAGGAGAAGCCAGCCAUCUUGGAUCUGUAUAUCCCUCCUCCUCCAGCCGUCCCCUACUCCCCUCGCGUUGAGAAGGGCAGUUCUGCUUACGGAGGAUCCAGUCGGUGUAAACAAGCAUUGCUUGGCCGGAAGGGUUCUGAGUCUCCAAAUUCCUUCUUGGACCAGGAGAGCCGCAGGCGGAGAUUUACCAUCGCUGAUUCCGAUCAGUUGCCUGGGUAUUCCGUGGAAACCAAUAUUCUGCCACCAAAAAUGAGAGAAAAAACACCAUCUUAUGGCAAACCCCGGCCCUUGUCAAUGCCUGCCGAUGGGAGCUGGAUGGGGAUUGUGGACCCUUUUGCCAGACCUCGAGGCCACGGGAGGAAAGGUGAGGACGCGCUCUGCCGGUACUUCAGCAAUGAGAGGAUCCCCCCCAUCAUGGAGGAGAGCACCUCUCCCCCGUGCCGGUUCUCCAGGCCAGAGCGGCACCUGGUGCGGGGCGCAGACUACAUCCGUGGGAGCCACUGCUGCGUGACAGCGGAUCUGCACGGCAGCGCCACCAUCCCCUUCCAGGAGGAAGGCUCCAAAAAGAAAUGUGUCUCCUCAGGGGCCAAGUCCUCCUCCACAGAACCUUCCCUGCUGGCCAGCUGGCUCACGCGCCUCAAACUGUUGACUCACUGAGCCCUGCGCCCCGCCUGCCCCCCGCCACCAAGUGCCUUGUGUCCCCCGCGAGCGCCCCCAGGACUCGGCCACAGUGUGAUGCAGCCGCCUUGUGCACCGCAGCGCGUUGUUUUUGGAAGUUGUAUACGGGAUGGGAACCACUGCCGAGGAUCUUAAGUGCUGGCUUGUGCACGUGGACGGAGAGAGAGGGAGAGUUUGGACACCGAGUGGGAACUCAGAGACACCCGGUGAAACGGGUCGGCCGGAUGGCAGAGGUCUUGGGACAGAAAUCAGUGGCCAUGGCCAUGGCCACACGGAAGUUGUGUUGGUUUGUGGUCCAACUUCUUCACCCGAAAAGCCAGUGGAGAAAACGCAUUUGUUUUGAUUUUUUUUUUCCAAGUUCUAUACUUACUUGUAACUGUAGCGGCUUUGACUUUGAAAUAUCAAAGACACGUGGCAAGUCAUCCGAUGCACUUGCAAAGCAGAAGUCGAAGUCCAGGCCUGUUACACCUCUUAUCCCCUUUAUAACCAUCUCUGUGUAGGUCAGUUGAAAAUGGAAACCCGUGAACAUGUUUGGGGGUGCUUAUUCCAGGCGAGGAAGCUGAUGGUGAUUUUGAGGGGCGUCAUAGCAUUUUGUAUUGUUGUCCUUAAGGAAAAAAGAAGCUAUAAGGUUUGCUGACAGCCAAAGUCUCAUCCAGAAGUGAAGCCACAGUACUUAGGCUGAGGGGAGAGUCAUCAGUUUGCAUGUUGAGCUGUUCAAUGUCUAUCUUCUAGAAAAGAACAGACAGUUCUUCAAAAUUAUCCACAUGUUGCUAGUUAGAAACCUCUGGCGAGGCUCACAGUCACUCAUUUUCAACUAGCAUCAGGUAUUUUGAGAAAGUGUGUCUGAUAUUAACUCUUGUUUAAACUGAAUGUAUGAUAUUUUGUUAGAAUGGAAAAGCACUAUCUUGUUAAUUUAAGUGUUUUAAAUAUAGUUGUAUAUUUUUCUUACUCCUAGUCACGUGGAAUGGAAAUGUUUCUGUUUUGCGUCAUACGUGAAGCUGACCAGAGUGUCCCAGGUGUUGUCAAGUUCUCGGGGUGACCACAUGGCCUCCGUUGUUAAGAAACAGAAUAAAUCCUCGCGAGCAUUUUGGGAUUUUUUUGGCAUUGGAAAUGGGGCAAUGAGGAACCAUGUGUAAAGUAAAAUUACAUCCAGGGAAUUACCUGAGGCGAAUUCCCAGGCAGAACUGUGCCUACUCAAAAAAUAUCCUCCUCCCACACCCCUGAAGUUGUUUACUUUGCUAAAACCUCCUGAAAUUCAAUAAAUUGGAGAUUCCCUGGAAUUAGUCAACAUACGUCCCUUUAAAACGCCCCUGCUGGGGUUCAGAGAACCAGCAAUCACUCGUGGCUGGCUGUCUUUAGCCUCUACAGGAACGCAGCGAGACACGGUGUUUCACAGCAAAUAGAAAGGAUGUUGGCAAACCUGGGGUACAAGAGGCAGGACUGUGGGACUCACUGGGUUCUGAACAACACAGCAUAAGGCUGAAGGUGGGACUGGGCAGGCCUGGUAGUAGGGCCCCCCGGACCUGGAGGGAGCUCUGGGGAAGGCGGGGGCAGCCAUCGCCCAACGUACUGUUCGCUUGAGCUGGCUUUAGGCCUGGAAAAUCGGGUGGCAACAUCUCUUCUCCCUUCCUGGAUUUAGGCGAGGGAUCAGUGGUGUCGCUCAGCUGAGUAAUGAGUUAAAUAGCUUUGGAGACCUCAGCCGGAGGCUACCCCCUUCUCAGUGGAGAAAAUGCCACUUGUGAUCAAAGUGAAUUUCCAGAAGUCAGUAUUAACUAUGGGCUGAUUUGACCUCCUUGACCCUACCAAAUGGUGUUUUUCAGACUGUUCUCUGAAGCCCCCAAGAAAGACCAGAGAAACUUCUGGGUCCUUCACCUUCAGUGACUGCCUACCGCACCCCGCCGCCCCCAACAACUGCCUUUUAAUUUUUCUUUGGCAUUUCCUCCUGUAUUGUGUUGGAGAAAUAGAUUGCAGCUAAAAAAAAUUUUGUGUAUCUCUACUGUUGAGGUCUAUAAACAGUAUUUUAAUACUAAUUUCUUAGAAAUGGAAACUGCUUGCCUCAGUAGUAACCCAGGUUUAAUGUUUGGCAUGUAUUAUCAAAAGAAAGUGCAGAAUGAUGACACACUUUGAGCGGAUACUUUGAAGUGGUGAUUCCAGACCCAACCCAAUACCCACCCCAUUUUCCAAUAAAUAUUUUAUAACAUCAUGACAAUAAACUGAAAACCAUGAAUGAUGACAGCUGUCUUCACACAUGAAGGCAUCACCCCUGUUUACUAUUGCAAAGUGAAGAUAAUAGUGAUGUAGUCAGUUUUCGACACAGGUAUCCAUUUAAUGUGCUUACUGAAAUAUAAGAAAACACAAAUGUAUUUUAU